This is a messenger RNA of Dujonia railenensis, 855 nucleotides long. Lineage: Eukaryota; Fungi; Ascomycota; Pichiomycetes; Serinales; Debaryomycetaceae. The record is from the annotation of a GenBank genome assembly.
AUGAGCUCAUCCGAACCAAAUCCUUAUAUUGUUUUCGCUACCGUUGCCUCCAUCAUUGGGGCUACCAUUGCGUACUACUUCAUUCAACAAUCACGUAAGAACUCCCCAGUGUUGAAGCCAGAUGAAUUCCAAAAAUUCUCUUUAAUCCAGAAAACCAGAGUCCUGCAUAACUCCUGCAUUUACAGAUUUGGGCUCCCUAAGUCGAGCGACAGAUUGGGACUCCCAAUUGGUCAACAUAUCUCCAUCGGUGCUGUUAUCAACGGUAAGGAAGUGGUCAGAUCAUACACCCCAAUUUCCACCGAUGACGAAUUGGGAUACUUUGACUUGCUUAUUAAGACUUACGAGAACGGUAACAUUUCCCGUCAUGUUGAGUCUAAGAAGAUCGGUGAACAUAUCGAAGUUAGAGGUCCAAAGGGUUUCUACACUUACCAACCAAACAUGAUUAAGGAAGUUGGUAUGGUCGCAGGUGGUACCGGUAUUGCCCCAAUGUUUCAGGUUAUUACUGCCAUCUUGAGAAAUCCUGCAGACAAGACCAAGAUUUCUCUCUUGUACGCCAAUGUAUCAGAGAAUGAUAUCUUGCUUAGAGCUGAGUUAGAGAAGUUGGCAAAGGAAAACUCCGAACAAUUCAGUAUUCAUUACAUUUUGAAUGAUGCCCCAGAAAACUGGACUGGAUCUGUCGGAUUUAUCACCCCAGAAAUCAUGGAAAAGCAUUUACCUUCCCCAAAGCCAACCCUGAGUCUCUUGAUCUGUGGUCCACCACCAAUGGUAAGUGCCAUGAAACGUGCUGCUGUCGGAUUGGGAUUCGAAAAGGCCAAGCCUGUCUCAAAAUUGGGAGAUCAGGUCUUUGUUUUCUAA